CGGAACCGGAACUUAGGGGUCGGUUAGCAACCACAUCAACAGCAGGAUGCUCGUACAGCUGUUACACUAAAGCUCACACUGCAGUUUAUUCACGCGUCACUGCAACCCGCACCGCCAUGCGUGGCACGCAGGAGCGCGUGCACACAAAGAGAGCAGGCCCACCGCUGCUGCGGAGCUAACAGGCUAACAGGCUAACAGGCUAACUGUCAGAAUGAGGCUUUGUUAAACUUUAUCAACACCUGGACUUAGUGACAACAACAGUCAGACAACAUGGACUCACUGCUGGACUUUGAGGAGUGUGUCAUCGACUCACCUGAGUUCAGACUGAACCUGGAUCAGUUUGAGAAGGAAGUUUCUCUGUUGGAGACAAACCUGGACAAGGUGAUGAAGCUGUGCGGCAGGAUGGUGGAGGCGGGGCAAGCGUACAGUUCAGCCAACCAGCUGCUCCUGAGCAGCCUGGCUGAGCUCUCCAUUUGCCAGAGGAAGGAAAACGUCAUCACAAACUGCCUGAACCAGUUCAACCAGGGUCUGCAGGAGAUGGUCAGCUUCCACACUAUGUUGUUUGAUCAGACUCAAAGAGCCAUCAGUCAACAGCUGACCAACCUCUGCACACAGUUCCUCCCCCAGCUGGCAGACACCAGGCGGGAGUUUGUUCGGAUCAGUGAGGAUCUGGAGACAGCGGCGGUAAAAAACGCUCAGGUGUCUCGUCACAAAGCCGGCGACGCAGAGCGGGCCAGUCACCUGCUGCUCGCCACGCGGAAAUGCUACCAACACUUCGCCCUGGACUACUGUCUGCAGCUCAACACUUUCAAAACUCAGCAGAGGGCGGACAUCUUAAACUCUGUCUUCUCCUUCAUUCAGGCUCAGUUCACUUUCUUCCACCAAGGCUUCGACCUAAUCAGAGACCUGGAUCCCACCAUGAAGACCAUGGCAGCACAGUUGUCCCAGCUGUCCACAGAGUGUGCGGUUAAAAGAAAAGACCUGGAGAACAAACACCUGCUGGUGCAGCAGAGAGAUGCCUCUGGCGAGCCGAUGGUCAGCCCGUGUCCUGGCAGUGAUGACAUCAUCCAGGGGUAUCUGUUCAAGCGGUCCAGGAGGAAAUCCAAAACCUGGAAGAGAUGCUGGUUUUCCAUCAGAGACAAUCAACUAAUUUACAGAAAGUCGCACAAGGACGACGCCGUGGUUCUGUUUGAGGAUCUCAGACUCUGCGCCAUCAAAUCCUUGGAACACAUGGAUCGACGUUUCUGCUUCGAGCUGCUCUCCGUCCAGAAGUGCUGUGCGCUGCAGGCCGACUCGGAGCAGCUGAAACAGGCGUGGCUCGACGCUCUGCAGGGCAGCAUCGACCUCGCCUACAGAGAGAGGGCCGGCGCUCCGCUCACACAGCCUAAAGAGCCCCCCUCUGUCCUGUGUGGUGGGAGUGACCCUCCGGGCCCCCCCGCUCAGAGGCUGGCGGCCCUGGGCGUGGCCCUGAGGGGCCCCGGGAACCAGCGGUGCUGUGACUGCGGCGAGGAAGAGCCUCGCUGGGCCUCCAUCAACCUGGGAGUCACCAUGUGCAUCGAGUGCUCCGGCAUACACAGGAGCCUCGGUGUUCACCUGUCUAAGGUCCGAUCCCUCACCCUGGACUCAUGGGAGGCUGAACAGCUGAAGCUCCUUUGUGUUUUGGGAAACGAUGUCAUGAACCAGAUCUACGAGGCUCGAUGUUCAGAAGAGGGACGAGUCAAACCCUCGGCCAACAGCCCGCGAGCCGAGAAGGAGAUGUGGAUCAAAGAGAAAUAUGUGGAGAAGAGAUUUGUGCAGAACAGCCGCUCAGACCCAGAUCAGCGUCACAAGGCCGCGGCCGGGCUGCGUCUGUAUCAGGCGGCGUUGGAUGGAGACCUGGUUGCUAUGGCAGUGGCGCUGGCUGAGGGGGCGGAGGUCAACGGCAGCAUCGCAGAGGAGGAGGGACGUACGGGGCUGAUUGGAGCUGCUGUCGGGGGGUCACUGUUGGCCUGUGAGUUCCUGCUGCAGAACGGAGCUAACGUCAACUACCGAGACCUGAGAGGACAGGGAGCACUACACGCUGCUGCCACCGCUGGACACACUGGGCAGGUGUGUCUGCUGUUGAAGAGAGGAGCCAAUCAGUACGCUGUGGACGAGAGAGGACAGGACCCAUUGGCCAUCGCCGUGGAGACAGCCCACGCUGACAUUGUCACGCUGCUGCGGAUGGCCAGGAUGAAUGAAGAGAUGAGAGACUCAGACGGAGUCUUUGGAUCCGUUGGGGACGACCAGACGUUUCGGGACAUCUUCCGAGACUUCAGCGACAUGGCGUCUCACGACCCGGAGAAACUCAGCCGGCGGCGGUUCAGCAGGGGAGGAGGGGACAAUGAGCGGGACGAGGAGGAGGAGGAGGAGAGAGGAAGAACAGGAGGAACAGGAAAACCGGUGAACAGGAAAGUCUGUGAUGAAAAGACGUCAGAGUGACAGUUCCUGGCGCUGGAGGCGAGUCGGUCUGCAGACCUCCUCACAGUCAAGUCCCCAGAACCUCAUUUCAACAUUAAGAAACGUUUACAGAUUUCUACACAUGAACCUAGAAGGUAUAACGAUACAAUCACGUAUAUUCUAAUGACAGUUUAACCUAAUUUACGUCAGCAGUGUUAAAGACGAGGGGGGGAACUUUGACUGCAGCUGAUCAUUCAAUUUAUCAUCAAUUCAUCUGGCAAAGUUUUUCAAGUUUCAUUUGAAAGUGUUUUGUCCAACAGUGAAUAUUCAGCUGGUUGAAAACCCAGUGACUAUUAUUUACAUCUGAGAAGCUGGAGAAUCGUUUUCCUUUAUCACAACCUCUGGGUAAUUGGGACGUGUAAAGUUUGUUUUAAAAUGUUUUAGUGAUUUUAGACUUAAAAUAUAUAUUUUUUAAUUAUUAAUUCAUUGAUACUAGGAAAUCUUAAAUUUACAGCUGCAAAGUAUGAAAUCAUGAUUGAGCUCAUCAUCCCUACUGGUUUUUAUUCAUGUCCUUUCAUACCUGUCAUGAAACAGGUAAGUUACAUUACAGAAGUUACUUUCUGGGUCAGAAGUUACAUUGUGUGUGUUCUAUAUUUAAUUUGGUUAAACUUGAUUCAUUUUCUGAUUUGUAGUUGAUUGGAUCUUGGAUCUCAGCUUGAGCAGUUGUGUGUUAGUGUUGAAGUUGGGUUGUGUUUGGAUGGAGCUGUGAGUGGUCACAUCGUCACUGCCAGAUGUUUGAACUGUCAUCGCUGUUGCCAUGGUUACGCCCCCUGGAGUUUUCCAGCCUCUGAAUCAGAGACUUGUGUGAACUGAUCUCGUUUCAGUUUGAAAACUCUGGGUUUGUGUUUCAGUCUGAACAGAAACUGAG
This is a messenger RNA of Hippoglossus stenolepis (Pacific halibut), 3346 nucleotides long. Its product is annotated as BAR_ACAPs and ArfGap_ACAP domain-containing protein. Bases 271 to 2460 code for a protein of 729 amino acids. The record is from RefSeq and is a predicted model, not a curated record. Gene Ontology annotation, cellular component: cytoplasm. Gene Ontology annotation, molecular function: GTPase activator activity; protein binding. The transcript is spliced from 22 exons. NCBI's taxonomy places the organism in Eukaryota, Metazoa, Chordata, Actinopteri, Pleuronectiformes, Pleuronectidae.